GUAUCACAGAAUCAUAAACUAAUUGAAGACAGAGUGAGCUUCUGGAAAUCACUCCUGAAGCAGCAUCAGUUAGAGAAGGUUGCCCAGGACUGUAUCAUUGGAUUUGGAAUAUCCCAAGGAUAAACUCCACAGCCUCUCUGAACUACCUGUUUCAUCUCUCAUCCUCUCACUGGGUACCACUGAGAAGAGCCUGACUGCAUCAUUUUUUGCUUCUUCUUGUCAGAGAAUUAACUAGGCUUCAAAAUGAAAGUGAGGAAGAAGAGUCCUGGAAAGUAUUAACUUGAACAGGAAUUAUUGUUGAAUAUAAUCCAAGAACAAUACAAUGUUAAUUCUCUCUAUGUUCAACUCCAUAAGGAUCUUCACUAAGGAGUUGCAGUGAGACAAACGCUGAGAAACAUUUUUCUUCAGUACAAUGUGGUGAAGUGGAGGAACUGAAAUUAUCCACUUCUGUACAGGCUAAGGACUUAAAAUGUGUGUUGCUUUGUGAACAGAAGCAGUUCUGGAGUGAACUGAGCAUCUGAAAAUGCGGCCAUGGACUGGUUCCUGGCGUUGGAUUAUGCUCAUCCUCUUUGCUUGGGGAACUUUACUCUUCUAUAUUGGUGGACACCUGGUACGAGACAGUGAGCACCCAGAUCAUUCUAGUCGCGAAUUGUCCAAGAUACUUGCUAAACUUGAACGUUUAAAGCAACAGAAUGAAGACUUAAGGCGGAUGGCAGAAUCUCUCAGGAUACCAGAUGGACCCAUUGAUCAGGGACCAGCUGCAGGAAAAGUACAUGCUUUAGAGGAGCAACUUUUAAAGGCCAAAGAGCAGAUAGAAAACUAUAAGAAGCAGACAGGAGAUGGAGGCCUUGGAAAAGACCAUGAAAUACUAAGAAGAAGGAUUGAAAAUGGGGCUAAAGAACUUUGGUUUUUCCUCCAGAGUGAAUUAAAGAAGUUAAAAAAUUUAGAAGGAAGUGAACUGCAGAGGCGCAUAGAUGAAUUUCUGUCUGAUUUGGGGCAUCAGGAAAGGUCAAUAAUGACAGACUUGUACUACCUCAGUCAAACAGAUGGAGCAGGAGAUUGGCGAGAAAAAGAGGCCAAAGAUCUAACAGAUCUGGUGCAGAGGAGAAUAACUUACUUACAGAACCCAAAGGACUGCAGCAAAGCUAAGAAACUUGUGUGUAAUAUUAACAAAGGCUGUGGCUAUGGUUGUCAACUUCAUCAUGUAGUCUACUGCUUCAUGAUUGCUUAUGGCACUCAGCGAACGCUCAUUUUAGAGUCUCAGAAUUGGCGCUAUGCUACUGGUGGUUGGGAGACUGUAUUUAGACCUGUAAGCGAGUCCUGUACUGACAGAUCUGGUACAACCACUGGACACUGGUCAGGUGAGGCUAAUGAUAAGGAUGUACAGGUGGUGGAGCUCCCCAUUGUUGACAGCUUACAUCCACGGCCACCUUAUUUACCAUUGGCUGUCCCUGAAGACCUGGCUGAUAGGCUGAUUCGUGUACACGGGGAUCCUGCAGUAUGGUGGGUCUCACAGUUUGUCAAAUACUUGAUUCGUCCACAGCCUUGGCUAGAAAAAGAAAUAGAGGAAGCCACCAGGAAACUCGGUUUCAAACAUCCUGUGAUUGGUGUUCAUGUUCGGAGGACAGACAAAGUAGGAACAGAAGCAGCGUUUCAUCCCAUUGAAGAAUAUAUGGUGCAUGUUGAAGAGCGGUUUGAACUUCUUGCUCGUAGAAUGCAUGUUGAUAAAAAGAGAGUGUAUUUGGCUACAGAUGACCCUUCAUUAUUGCAGGAGGCCAAAUCCAAGUAUCCAAAUUAUGAAUUUAUCAGUGAUAACUCCAUAUCUUGGUCAGCCGGACUUCAUAAUCGAUACACUGAGAACUCCCUAAGAGGUGUCAUUCUGGAUAUCCACUUCUUGUCUCAGGCAGACUUCCUGGUCUGUACAUUUUCAUCCCAGGUUUGUCGAGUUGCCUAUGAAAUUAUGCAGACAUUGCAUCCAGAUGCUUCGGCAUAUUUCCAUUCUUUGGAUGAUAUCUACUACUUUGGGGGACAGAAUGCACAUAACCAGAUUGCUGUUUAUGCUCAUCAUCCACGAACUGCUGAUGAAAUUCCUAUGGAACCUGGAGACAUAAUUGGAGUAGCUGGAAAUCACUGGGAUGGUUAUUCAAAAGGAAUCAAUAGGAAAUUAGGAAAAACAGGCCUGUACCCGUCCUAUAAAGUUAAGGAGAAAAUUGAGACAGUCAAAUACCCUACGUACCCAGAAGCUGAAAAGUAGAAUAACAGGAAGACGUAUGGCAGUAAUUCUCACUUCUUUGACUCAAAUCAGUCAACAUACUAAUGGUUUAUAUGGGAUUUGAAUUUGCAUUUUAACAUGCAUUUAAAAUCAAAGCCUUUGGUAAUGAAACUGGAAAAGAAACUGAGAACAAAUGGAUGGGCUGUUAUCUGAACUCACUCCUAAACAUUUUUUGUUAUAUGCACUAUCACACAUGCACACCACAAAUGCAUACAGCAGGAAAACUGUUGUUUUAUACUUUCUGUCUCUACAAGAUUUGUCCCAGUCAGUAGUCUCAUGUGAGCUUUCAGCUCUUCUCUCUGCCAUUAUAUGACAAUAAUGCUCAGACUUAUAACACUGCCAUAUUGUGUAAUUUGAGUAACAUGAACAUAUUUUGUAUGUGCAAAAUUUAAAACAUGGUGCCUAUAUUUGAAAGAUUUGUGACAUUUUUAAAAGAGCCAUGCCUAUUUCACUGAUGCGCAAGAAUCAGUUUUCAACUGUUACCAUGAUCACUGAAUUUGCUUCAAAGAGAUUCAAAUUUCAGACUAGAUUUCUUUACAAAGUUUAUUUUUAGCGUUCCAUUGGUUACUUCUCAUGAUUAAUAAAAUAAAGGAUACAUCCAACAAUGAAAUAGUCACUGUCUGUUAGGAACUUUUGUAAAACAAUGCCAUAAACAAAUUUGUCUGUGCUGAA
This is a messenger RNA of Tympanuchus pallidicinctus (lesser prairie-chicken), 2944 nucleotides long. It is a transcript of the gene FUT8, whose product is annotated as fucosyltransferase 8. Gene Ontology annotation, cellular component: Golgi cisterna membrane. The record is from RefSeq and is a predicted model, not a curated record. Gene Ontology annotation, molecular function: glycoprotein 6-alpha-L-fucosyltransferase activity; protein binding. Gene Ontology annotation, biological process: protein N-linked glycosylation. Bases 524 to 2254 code for a protein of 576 amino acids. The transcript is spliced from 11 exons. NCBI's taxonomy places the organism in Eukaryota, Metazoa, Chordata, Aves, Galliformes, Phasianidae.